AUGCAUUUCAUAUCAUUAGUCGCAGAGAAAGUUCAAAUACAAUAAAUUGAGCUGUUAUAACUUAUUUAAUUUUAUUUGAUAUCAUUUCUUCCUACUUUUUUCUCAUCCAACUACGCGCUUUCGUGGCGAAAUCUUCUUUUCGGUACUGAUACAAAAAUCUCGCAAUAUUUUUGACAAUAGCUAUUUGGCACAUACAAAUAUAAGUAAUGCAGUAGAAGGUUGGUGAAAUUGAAGAUAUAAGAAAAUACUUUCAAAUACUACUUAAAAAAUGACAAAUAUGCCUGAUACGGUGACAAACAUUGGCAAUCUGCUACAUUGUGUUUCGAAGCAAAUAAAACGCUCUGAACAAGAAGCGAUCAUCAGCUCGUUUUUGGCCACAACAACGGAGACGGAAAAUGUAAAGCCAGAUCAUUGCGCUAUAAAACGUGUUGAGAAGUUGGAAAAGGACGUAUUUACGCUCUUCGCACAGGUUCUGCACCUAUAUCAAGCCGAUGAAUUGAUGAUAUCAUUCAAUGGCGGCAAGGAUUGCACUGUCUUGCUAGAUAUAAUACAGCGCUAUUUCAAACGCAAUAAAUGUAUCAGCCACAUACGUAUACCGGUAUUGUAUAUCGAGACUGAAGAUAGUUUUCAAGAAGUCGAAGCUGUAGUGCUCGAUUGCGAGCGACGUUAUAAUAUAAAUUUGAUAAGACGUAAGGGUUGCAUAAAAGAUGUGCUAGCAGAGGUAUUACAAGAGAUACCCGAAAUGCGUGCAAUUUUCAUGGGUACAAGGCGCACAGAUCCAUUUAGUGAGAACUUAAAUAUUAUGCAGGUAACAGAUUUGAAUUGGCCACGUAUAAUGCGUAUUUUCCCACUACUCGAUUGGAGUUAUCGUGAUAUUUGGGAAUAUACAUUUGUGCGAAAAGUACCAUAUUGUAACCUCUAUGAGCAGGGUUAUACAUCAUUGGGUCAAAUACAUAAUACGUCGCCAAAUCCACACUUACGGAUCUUCGAUCCGAUAACAAAGGCUGUGACGUAUAAGCAUGCGGCUGAGUUGCGAGAUGCGGAAUAUGAACGUGCUGGCCGUAACAUAAAAAGUAAUAAAGAAAAUUGUGCGAAUAAUGAAACGAACGGUACUGAGGAACAAGGGGGAAAAAGCUAAAUGAGAACAAGAAAUGCAAUCAAAUAAAUAAGGAAGAUAAAAUAAUUUACUUAAAACUAUUGAAAAACAAAUCGUGAUACAUUUUAUAAAUAAAAUUAAUAACAAAUUUGUAUGUAUACAAUACUUACAUACAUGCAUGUAAGAUUUCCAAAUUAAGCAAAUGUCGUACCUACAAAAAUUAAUAAUUAGUAAUGCACAUAUGUAUAUAUUAUUUAUACAUUAUAUAUAAACAACCAUUAUGAAGCAUAUAAAUUUGAGCGAUAUACUUAAAUACUUGAUUUUGGUAACAUACAACAAUGUGAAAAUCAUAAUUAUGUACUAUGAGGCUUGCCUUUAUUUAUUUACUUAAAGUACUUAUAAUUUUAUUGCACCUUUACAUACACAACGGUAAUUUCUCGAACAAAAAUUAGUUGUAAGCAAUAUAUUGAAACGUUAAAAGUAUGGUGCUAUAUGCUUAUUCUAAUAGAAAAUAUAAAUAUCAAUUUCGACAGCAUAAAAA
Ceratitis capitata (Mediterranean fruit fly) is the source of this 1637-nucleotide messenger RNA. It is a transcript of the gene Flad1, whose product is annotated as probable FAD synthase. The transcript is spliced from 4 exons. The record is from RefSeq and is a predicted model, not a curated record. The coding region runs from base 269 to 1138 and encodes 289 amino acids. NCBI's taxonomy places the organism in Eukaryota, Metazoa, Arthropoda, Insecta, Diptera, Tephritidae. Gene Ontology annotation, biological process: FAD biosynthetic process. Gene Ontology annotation, molecular function: FMN adenylyltransferase activity.